Salvia hispanica is the source of this 744-nucleotide messenger RNA. RefSeq lists its product as uncharacterized. NCBI's taxonomy places the organism in Eukaryota, Viridiplantae, Streptophyta, Magnoliopsida, Lamiales, Lamiaceae. The record is from RefSeq and is a predicted model, not a curated record.
UCAAACAAUAGAAUGAUAUAGUAUGUGGUAAUCUAUAAGGAAUUGCAUUUUUUGCGUAUAUAUAGCGAAAUCUACCUUUACUGAACACGCGAAUAUCACUUCACAGUUCACACACACACGCAGGCGGUUGGGAGACGGGGAAGGUUGCACGAUAGUGAUGGAAGUUUUGGGAGACGGUGAAGGUUGGAAGAGGAAGAAGCUUGAUGUUGAAGAUUACCUCGAUUUCAUUGACGACCGCGAUCUGCCUCUCACCGUUGGUCAACUUCGCGAGGUCAUUAGCAUGCAUGGGUUCAAAAAGAUCGAAGCUCCAAAGGCGAUUCUGAUGGAAAUGGUUUCAACAAUGGAGUUGAUGGAUCUCCAGCGGUCGAGCCUGCUAGACGGCGUAUCUGGCGAUGCAAGCUUAACCCUCAAGGAAGUGAAAGACGACCUGAAAUCUCUGAGCUGGCAGGACUGCCACGUCACAUCUGUUCUCACCUACGGCGCCGGCGGUACUUGCCAAUCCUCCGCCGGCGUCUCACUGAAGCGGAGAAGGGCGAGAAGGAAGGUGGGUAAAGUUGCUAUUGAGGAUUCUGUCGUUUCUACCACUGGUACUAGUAUUGUAGCUGAGAGUACCACCGUUAAGUCGGAAACCUAGUUCCUUAUGCUAUUUGUCACCGGAAAGGUAUUCAACUCGAUUUUGUAGGCUGAAAAUUACUAUUAACAUGUUAAUUGUGGUUUUUAUUAUAUGCAUAUUAAAAGUUUCUA